This is a messenger RNA of Pseudoliparis swirei, 1892 nucleotides long. RefSeq names its product cytokine-inducible SH2-containing protein-like. Gene Ontology annotation, molecular function: 1-phosphatidylinositol-3-kinase regulator activity. Gene Ontology annotation, biological process: intracellular signal transduction; phosphatidylinositol phosphate biosynthetic process. Lineage: Eukaryota; Metazoa; Chordata; Actinopteri; Perciformes; Liparidae. The coding region runs from base 231 to 893 and encodes 220 amino acids. Gene Ontology annotation, cellular component: phosphatidylinositol 3-kinase complex. The record is from RefSeq and is a predicted model, not a curated record. The transcript has 3 exons.
UGUCCUGCAGUUCACGGAACACAGAGACACUCAGUGCCCCAGCUGCACGUACAGCAGGCCGCCGGUCUCACACAGACAUGUUCUCGUGUUUAUGAAUACAACAGAUCGCAAUAAGGAAUAUUUUCUCUUUUCGCCUCCAUUCGAGACAAUUCGGCUAUGAUGAUGAACUAUUUACUGUGAGAAUCUGUUGGAUUAUUGGACUGUUUUGGACUGUUUACUGGUCGCGCUCCAUGAUUCUCUUUAAUUCAGGGCUCCUGCGAGUCAGAAAUGGUUGCUCGAGCAUUGAGCAUUUUCCAUCAUGUCGUCCAUGCCCCUUUCCUCCACCCAGUGACCCAGGAGAGGACCUUCGCUGCAUCACCACCACUUUCCAGUAUCUACAGACUUCAGGCUGGUACUGGCGUUCCAUCUCAGCGAGUGAGGCCCGGGAAGCUCUCCUUCAGCAGCCUGAAGGCACGUUUCUGGUACGGGACAGUAGUCAUCCUCAGUACAUGCUGGCCCUGUCAGUGAAGACCCGCUGUGGACCCACCAGCAUACGCAUAAACUACAACAGGGGCUCCUUUUGGUUGGACUCCAUUUCCCCCAGCCUGCCUCACCUGCAGUCCUUCCCAGAUGUUAUUAGCCUCAUACAGCACUACAAGGCCUCAGGCCACGCGCCACAGGGCCAGGUGUCUGAUGACAUCCAUCCCCAGACAACGGCUGACCCUGCCAAGCACGAGGCCAACGACAGCGUAGUGCCUCUAAAGCUGGCGCACCCCCUGCACAAAGCAGAGGCCUUCCCUUCUUUGCAGCACGUAACGCGCCUCACCAUCAACAGACACGCAAACUGCCCCGACCAGCUGCCACUCCCAAAGCCUCUGCUGCGCUACCUGCAAGACUACCCUUUCCACAUAUGAGGGUCUCUGUCCCUUGGGGCUGGACACAGAGACAGGAACGUGGGUGAGUGUCACACUCGAUGACCACACACUGUGAAUGUGGGACAGUUUGACACCCCAGGCAACAGCUAAUGUCCCACAGGGAUCAUAUUGAAAAUAAUGAGCUGAGUCUUAUUACACUGAUACUGCUGAAUAAUACUUGUAUUAUUAUUUUCCUAUGUCAAUCUGUAUAUUUAAUUCAUUUCUACCAUGUAUCAAUAUGCAAGUUAUUUUUCUUUAUUUGUGCCAGUUCCCAGAAAUUAGAAUAUAGUUAUAUAGGUUUCACAUUGUGUGGGACCUGAGGUUUGCCAAGAUUGCCAAACAAAGCAAUGUUUUUUCACUCUUCAUGAAAUCAAUUAAACUGAUUAGCCAUAAGCCAACAGUGGUACACAGGGCACAAUUAAAGUCUGCACACUGCUGGCCUCAAAAUAAAGUGUAUUUCUCAUUUUAAGACAAUGUAUCGUUCUGUAAGAUCUUCCUCGGGCAAUAUUCUCAUGUAACACUUUUGGGCACCAUUACAAUCAUCAAAAAAUCUCUUAAACAUGUCUUUUUUACCCUUUAUGUGUUGAUACUGUCCUGUUACAGCAUGUGUUUUUAUCAUUAUUUAGUUUGGAGGUAAAUUAAAUGUUUGUGUCACUGUUAUGAUUCCUUCUGCAUGUCUGUAUUGUAUUGGGCAAGCUGAAAUCUAAUAUAAUUAAGAUUCAGACAGUUAAGAAUACAUUGAUAAGAUAAGUUGUUACAAAUUGUAUGAGGUCAUGCUGACUCGACUUGACAUGCAGAUUGAAAGGCCAGAGCUGGGCAAUUUAAAAAGACAUCAAACACAGGCAAGAAAAUGUCUUACAAAAUCAUUACCAGCAUAAACAUCAAAGGCUGUGAAGAAAAUCUGUUGUUGGCUAUUUAAGGAAAUCUGUUUAUAAACUGGUUUUAUUCUCAGAAGAUGAUGAAACGCCUGUAAAUUUGAAAAUAAACGUCAGAAAUGUU